AUGGAUAUGAAGCCAUCUGACACAACCGAUCGCAUGUCGCCGUACGCAGAAUGCGACUCGUUAAGUCGCAGUGGACGCGAAUUUAAGAGACAGCUUCUAAAUAUUGCGGCGUGCGCAUGCGUCCAAGAUCCGUAUCGCGGGCACAAUACCGUCACGACGCGGACGGUAGCAGAAAUAUGGACGCACGCCGCGCCUCCUUGUUUUAUGGUAAUGCGGGGGCUAGCGGAGAGUAUCGCGCCCUGA
Molecule: messenger RNA, 243 nt
Organism: Leptosia nina
Lineage: Eukaryota; Metazoa; Arthropoda; Insecta; Lepidoptera; Pieridae
Source: the annotation of a GenBank genome assembly